Messenger RNA from Cylicocyclus nassatus, 576 nucleotides. Lineage: Eukaryota; Metazoa; Nematoda; Chromadorea; Rhabditida; Strongylidae. The record is from the annotation of a GenBank genome assembly.
AUGGACUUAAAUUAUGCUACUGACCAUGUCAAGUCAUCAUGGAUCUGCAUUGCUGGGUUAUCGAAUGAACUUACCGAGGGCGACAUCAUCACCGUUUUCUCUCAAUUUGGUGAAGUGGUGAACAUCAAUUUGCUUCGACAAAAACAAACAGGAAGAUCACGAGGAAUAUGCUUUCUUUGCUAUCAAGACUUGGCCAGCACCAUUUUAGCGGUCGAUAACUUCAAUGGCAUUACGUUACUUCGACGAAAACUGAAAGUGAACUAUGUGGACAACUACAAGUUGCCAAAGUAUCGUGAAGAUGCCGAUGAGGGUUUGAAGCAACUUUUAGAAGAAGGUUGUGCGCCGAAGCCUAUCUCUUUGCACACAACCAAAAAACAUAAGAAGAACCCUCCUCUCAAAGAAAACGACGUGCUCAAAAGUAUGAAAUUCAAUCCAUUAGCGAGAUUUCCAACGGUCAAGGCGGCUUGGCGUGAUUUCGAGAUUUGGGAAGAUACGCAGAAGCGAAAGAGUGCUACUUCUAUCAGAAUGAUUCCUACAUGUGACUUCGUCCAUGUUCCGAAGCGUUAUCUACGUUGA